Molecule: messenger RNA, 813 nt
Organism: Fonsecaea pedrosoi CBS 271.37
Lineage: Eukaryota; Fungi; Ascomycota; Eurotiomycetes; Chaetothyriales; Herpotrichiellaceae
Exons: 1
Coding region: 1-813 (270 amino acids)
Molecular function (GO): lyase activity
Source: RefSeq, a predicted model, not a curated record
AUGCCUCGAGGCGAGCUUAAUGUACGAGCCGCAUCUAGCGUUCCUGCGCAGAAUCCUCUUUAUCCAACAAAGAGAAUUGAGUAUUCGGAUACAGAUAUGCUCAGAAUUGAAUACCUCACAUCAGCGGAGGCAGUAAAACACCUGAUUCCUGAUGAUUUUGAAAUUGAGGACAAACCACUAGUUGGUGUGACAGCCGCUAAUUGGGGUUUCAGCCAAUUUGGAGCUUACUCAGAGCUCAUAACCACUGUCGAAGUGACGUAUCAGGGUAUCAAAUACGACUUUGGCUUGGAGCUGAUCUUGGAGAACGAAGCCGCCUUAUUCAUGGGUCGGGAACAGUUGGGGUGUCCAAAAGUCAUCGGAAGAGUUGUCUUCGACCCAACUACUACUCCAAGAGAUCCAGGCUUUCAACUAGGCCACGUUGAGCGGCCAGUCAGUCACAAAGUGAUACAAUUUGGCUUCAGGCCUGAAAGCAAAAUCCACGGGCUGCAAAAAAUGCCUGUCCCAGCAGAUCAGAAGCGGUUCCUGGUUCUGCGCAUAUUACCGAAUCUCCAUAAUGACAAGGAUCCGGUCGUGCGUGAAUAUGUGGCGAUCCAAAACAUUUGCACCGAAGGGGAAUUGUGGACAGGAACUGGCUCCAUAAACUACGCCCCCACCUCUCGCUUUCUCUUGACAACCCAGCUUCCGGUACUGGAAUAUCGCGAAUCUAUACUGCUGAGACACUCUGCGCAGUAUAUCUCUACCGAUUUCCAGACAUUUGAGCUCCCACCGAAGGCCGGGACUACACAGACUAACGGUAAAGUCAGUGGGAAAUAG